Messenger RNA from Suricata suricatta (meerkat), 1112 nucleotides. RefSeq lists its product as uncharacterized. The transcript is spliced from 4 exons. The coding region runs from base 1 to 882 and encodes 293 amino acids. NCBI's taxonomy places the organism in Eukaryota, Metazoa, Chordata, Mammalia, Carnivora, Herpestidae. The record is from RefSeq and is a predicted model, not a curated record.
AUGCCGGGAAUAAAGUGCGACCCUCCUCCCGACCAGCAGGGGAAACAGACGAGCCGCCACCGUUCGUACAAGCUGGCUAGUUUGUGGUGGGUGCUGUGGCCCUGGCUGCAGCCUCGCCCGCCCCGCCACCCCUGCAGCCCCGGCGACGCCUGCUGGACCGAGAGGAGAGCUGCAGGCACCGAGCGAUCCAGACGCAGACCACACGGGGCACUUCCGCUCGGAGACUCGGCUUCCUGCGGUCCCCUCCCCCGUCCCAGCCGCAGCCUGCCCAGGCGGCUCUCUUCGGACCCCCUCUCACCGCCAAGCCGCGCGCCUGUGUUGGCUCUCAGCACCGCCACCCCCGGGCAAACAUCUGUGCUCAGUGGCGGGAGCUGUCUGAGGUGGCUGUCUGUCUGUCUGCCGGGCUGUCUGGGAAAUUCCCCUAGUGAGUCCUUUCUGGGAAUUUCUGAGGGAGAAGAUCAGCCUUCCGGGUGUGGUCGGAGAGGCCUGUCCCGAGGUGCUGUCACCUGUGGGGGAGGGGCACUGCCCUCCAGCCGUCGCCAGCUUCCCGUCUGGAUCGAGCAGAGCUACCUGAUCGCCAGCCCCUUGCUGAACGUCCUGUGGUUGGAGGUGGGGAAGCCCGAGCCGGCAUCCUGGGGCACCCUCGACCCCGGGCAGCCUGAGGGCAUCUCUGCUGAUGGGGUGAGGUGGGAGGAGACUCCCCGGACGGAGCACUCGGGAAACAGGAUGGCCGCUCAUCCGUGCGGUCAUGGAGCCGGGCCCCUCUGCUCGUCACUUCCUGCUCUCACCACCCUGGCCACGCGAUGUGGCCUCAGCUGUAGAACUACAUGCCCGCUGUGGGGACCACAGGAAGAAGGGGGGGGAGAGGUCUUCUCCUUUUAGGGGUCUCUUUUUAUCUGGAGGACUGGACGUUCUGCACGGAAAACCUGGGGAAGCACAGAGACUUGGCAGCAAGCACGCCUCGGCCCCGCCCCCAGCCCCCUCGGCCCCGCCCCCAGCUCCGGGAGCUUUAUGGUGAAUGUGUCUGUGAGGCUGGGGUUUAAUGCCCGAGUUAGGGCCACCUCAGAACCCCUUACAUUUAUGUCACGUUUUAUGACCUUCCAGUAUGUUCA